Messenger RNA from Linepithema humile (Argentine ant), 1867 nucleotides. Its product is annotated as 4-hydroxybutyrate coenzyme A transferase-like. The record is from RefSeq and is a predicted model, not a curated record. Gene Ontology annotation, cellular component: mitochondrion. Lineage: Eukaryota; Metazoa; Arthropoda; Insecta; Hymenoptera; Formicidae. Gene Ontology annotation, biological process: acetate metabolic process. Gene Ontology annotation, molecular function: acetate CoA-transferase activity.
UAUAUAUUUAAAUUUAUUAUAAUUAUUCUAUUUAUGUAUCUCUGGAAACGGCAAAUUAAAGUUGCGCGAAAGUUCAAAUCAAUAAUCCGCCAACUAUAAAUGCCGUCGAAUAAUCGAACGCCGCCAAUUCAGAUGUUCAAAUAGUGGUUUGCGGAGAUGGCUUCCUUUGACAUGUGCGGCUAAUGUUUUAGACUAGACCUUUCAGAUUAUGCAUCGUAUUAGCUUUCAUGUGGUUGCUAUACAUUCAUCGUAUCAUCAACGGGAACUUGUGAAUUUGAUUCUAUCAGUUUCGGAGCGAUGAGAAGAUGUUUCGAAAUCUGAAAUUAGUACUCGGCAAAAUUCGGCAUGCCAAAUCUUUUCAUUUAUGUGCACGGCGGCAUAUAGAUUUGAGGGAACCUUCUCAACCGUUGAAACGGUGUCCGAAAUGGGUUUGCGUGGAAGAAGCGGUGAAAAUUAUAAAUUCAGAACAUCUGGUCUUCAUACAAGGCGGUUCAGCCACGCCGACGGAGCUAGUGCGUGCUAUGACCGAGCAUGGAGUAUGCAACAAUUUGCGCGGCGUCAGACUGGUGCAUAUGAGCCUCGAGGGAGACGCACCGUUCGCCAAUCCGGAGUUUGAGAAGCACUUCAGAUCCAUCAGUCUAUACGUGGGCACCAAUGUGAGGGAGGCGGUGAACGAGGGACGAGCGGACUACAUUCCGGUGUUCCUACACGAGGCGCCGAGGUUGUUUUACGAAAAGAGAAUCGUGCCGGACAUCGCGCUGAUUCACGUGAGCAUGCCGGACGCCCGUGGAUUUUGCUCGCUCGGCGUGAGCGUGGACUGCACCCGUGCCGCAAUUUGCACCGCCAAAAUCAUCAUCGCGCAAGUAAACGAGCACAUGCCGAGGUCCUUCGGCGACACAGUGAUCCACUCGAGCCACUUCGACUUGGCGGUGAGAUACGACUGUCCCUUGCCCUGCGUGGCUUGUCCACCGUCGAACGAUCUCGAGCAGGAGAUCGGCAAGAUAAUCGCGCAGAGAUUGAUCGACGAUGGAGCGACGUUACAGCUUGGCAUCGGCUGCAUCCCCGACGCGGUGCUCUGCGCCCUGGUCAACCACAAGGAUCUGGGCAUACACUCGGAGGUCAUCAGCGACGCGAUGGUCGAUCUUGUCGAGCACGGCAACAUCACGAACAAGUGCAAGAUCAAGCACAGAGGACGUAUGAUCGGUUCCUACGCCAUUGGCACGAAACGAUUGUACGACUUCUUGCACAAUAAUCCGUUUGUCGAACUGUUAGCGAUCAAUUACGUCAACGAUCCCCGAGUGAUCUCGAUACAGCCGAGGAUGACGGCCAUAAACUCCUGCAUCGAGAUGGACCUCACCGGCCAGAUCUGCUCGGACAGCUUGGGCUGUAAGAUAUACUCCGGCUUCGGCGGCCAGUUAGACUUUCUUCGUGGCUCCGCGAAGGGUCAGGAUGGUCGUGGAAAAGCUAUCGUCGCGUUCCCAUCAGUUACCAGUUCAGGAGAGAGUAAAAUACAGCCGGUGCUUAAACUCGGAGCCGGAGUGGUGGCUACAAGGGCUCACGCGCAUUAUAUAGUUACGGAGCACGGAGUGGCGCAGCUUUUCGGCAAAACCCUGCGGCAAAGAGCGAACGCGCUGAUUCAAAUCGCGCAUCCCGAUCACAGGGAGUGCCUCGAAAAGGCCGCGUUUGAUCGUUUGAAAGCUAACCCAACGAAAUAUCUGUAAUGCUUGUGAUGUGUAAAUACAAAUUCUGUGAUAGUAAGUUCACAAUACAAAAAUCGAAGUAUGUGAUAAUUUAAGUUCCAAUCAACUAUUAAAAUAUCACAUCUUAAAUAUUUUCUAAAAGGACACGUUUUAUAUUGAUUUUUCAU